AUGGGUGCUUUUGGCUUGGUACAAUUUGGUCUCAUACUGUUGUCCACCAUCACCAUCUCCAGUCUUCAGUGUAAUCACCUUCAACUACAGCAAAGAAAAGUGAUUGAGAACAGCCUGCAACUUUUGGACAAAAUGGGCAAAACAUUUCCUCAACAAUGUCUAAGAGAAAAAAUGUCCUUCAGUUUUCCUGAGCAGGUUCUAAAGCCCAGGCAGAAAGACACUGUCAAAGUGGCCCUUGAAGAGAUCUUCCAACACAUUUUCUAUAUCUUUAGUCAAAACCUGACUCUAGCUGCCUGGGACAGGACAGCUUUGGAACAAUUCCAAAAUGGAAUUUAUCAGCAAAUUGAGCUAUUGGAGGCAUGUGUGAUCAAGAAGCAGACCCUCUACUUUAAGAGUAAAGAAGUCAACAGGCUGAAACUGAAGAAGUACUUCCAAAAAAUAGACUGUUUUCUUAAAGACAAACAACACAACCUUUGCUCCUGGGAAAUCAGCCGUGCAGAAAUGAGGAAAUGUCUUCAGUUGAUUGAUAAAGUCAUAUGGAAGCUUAACAACUAA
Apus apus (common swift) is the source of this 555-nucleotide messenger RNA. Its product is annotated as interferon kappa-like. Gene Ontology annotation, biological process: T cell activation involved in immune response; humoral immune response; adaptive immune response. The transcript has a single exon. Gene Ontology annotation, cellular component: extracellular region. The record is from RefSeq and is a predicted model, not a curated record. Gene Ontology annotation, molecular function: type I interferon receptor binding; cytokine activity. Lineage: Eukaryota; Metazoa; Chordata; Aves; Apodiformes; Apodidae. The coding region runs from base 1 to 555 and encodes 184 amino acids.